Molecule: messenger RNA, 6058 nt
Organism: Sceloporus undulatus (fence lizard)
Lineage: Eukaryota; Metazoa; Chordata; Lepidosauria; Squamata; Phrynosomatidae
Gene: MMP15
Product: matrix metallopeptidase 15
Exons: 10
Coding region: 631-2835 (734 amino acids)
Biological process (GO): collagen catabolic process; proteolysis; extracellular matrix organization
Cellular component (GO): extracellular matrix
Molecular function (GO): metalloendopeptidase activity; zinc ion binding
Source: RefSeq, a predicted model, not a curated record
GAGGCAGGGCUGGCUGGCUGGAGAGGAUGGGCCUUGGAGUCCCUGCUUUCCCAGGCAGAGCCAGCUCCCCGACUCCGGGGGAUCCAGGCUUCCAGGACCCGGUGGGUGGCUGGGGGAUGAUGGAGGUUGGAGUCCCCCCAGGGAGCGGGCUGGGAAAGGGAGCUCCCAGGAGAGGGAGGAUGGGUUUUGGAGUCCUUCUCCCAGCCUCUUUUGGCCUCCCCCUCCGUCCUCCUCUCGUUGGGGGGCCCUUUGGCCCUUGGGAGAGGGGCCCCAAGCCAAGAGCCUGCUCUUCCCCGGAGAGCAGACUAGAUCCACCAAGGACCCCCCCUUGCCCUGCCCCUUGCGGGGAAGCAUCCUGGCCCAGAGUCAGAGAAGCCUGGAGAAGCCUCGCCCAGGGUCUCUCGAGGGGCAGCCAUUCCCUCGGUCUCCCCAUGGGCCAGGCUCCUCCAGUGGCGAUGGAGGAGGGAUGGAGGAAGCCCUCUGGCCUGGAAGGGCAGGUAUGGCCCCUCUUCUUCAUUGUCCCUCCUUCUCUGCCUUGCCUUUGCCAGGAGGCUCCCCUGAGCCUGGAGGUCUGCAAAGAGCCCUGGAUGUUCCCUCCCAGCCCUUUCCAUCUGGAGCCCAAACAGGACCAUGGCCUGGAAAAGGGGGGGGGGGCUGCUCUCUGCCUUUGCCCCAAAUCUCCAGAGAGACCCCCCCUUGGGACCAUGCUCCAAAAGAGGCCCUGGGUUCGAGUCCCACCCUCCAUCUCUGGAAGAAGGAGCCCCAGUCUCCUUGGGAGAAGCCCCUUCCCCUCCUAGGAAAUCCCAGAAGGAAAGCUCUGAGGGAAAAGCCUCUGGAAGGAAGGAAGGAAGGAAGGAAGGAAGGAAGGAAGGGGCUCAAGGGUUUGGGGGUCCUCUGCCCACUCCCCCCAAAGACCAGAAAGUCCCGAUCCAGGCCUGGCUGCGCUUCUAUGGCUACCUCCCACCAUCCAGCCCUCAGAUGUCCACCUUGCGCUCCGCUCAGAUCCUCUCCUCCGCCAUCUCCGAAAUGCAGAGUUUCUACGGCAUAACGGUGACGGGUGUUUUGGAUGAAGAGACGGCAGCGUGGAUGAAGCGGCCCCGUUGUGGCGUCCCGGAUAAAAUUGGUGCUCAGGUCAAGGCCAACAUGCGGCGGAAACGGUACGCACUCACUGGACGGAGGUGGACCCAAAGCCACCUGACUUUUAGCAUCCAAAACUACACUGAGAAGCUGGGCCGCUUCCACUCACAUGAUGCCGUCCGCCGCGCCUUCCGCGUCUGGGAGGAAGCCACGCCACUGGCCUUCCAGGAGAUCCCCUACGAGGAGAUCGGGCGCAAGAGGAGGAAGGAAGCUGACAUCAUGGUGCUCUUCGCCUCCGGGUUCCACAGGGACAGCUCCCCAUUCGACGGAGCUGGAGGCUUCCUUGCCCACGCUUACUUCCCGGGGCCUGGCAUGGGAGGUGAUGCCCAUUUCGACUUGGAUGAGCCUUGGACCUUGGAGAAUGCAGACGUCUCUGGAAACAACCUCUUUCUGGUGGCUGUGCAUGAACUCGGCCAUUCCCUGGGGCUAGAGCACUCUAGUAACCCCAGCGCCAUCAUGGCUCCCUUCUACCAGUGGAUGGACACAGAGAACUUCCAGCUGCCAGACGAUGACCGCCGGGGCAUUCAGCAGCUCUAUGGUGUUUCGGGGGCCCAACCGCAGCCCACCAGGCCCCUGCCAACUGUGGUGCCCCGAAAGCCAGACCAGAAGCCCCCCCGGCCGCCAGCCCCUGCCCCCCCUGGCCGCCCAGACCAGCCCCCAAGGCCUGGCACUCCUGACCAGUCGGAGCCCAACAUCUGCGACGGGGACUUUGACACAGUGACCGUCCUGCGCGGGGAGAUGUUCGUGUUCAAGGGCCGCUGGUUCUGGCGCGUUCGCCACAACCGGGUGCUGGACAACUACCCGAUGCCCGUGGGGUACUUCUGGAGGGGCCUUCCUGGAAACAUUGACGCCGCGUACGAGAGGCAAGACGGACGGUUUGCAUUCUUCAAAGGGGAUCAGUACUGGCUUUUCCGUGAGGCAAACCUGGAACCGGGGUACCCGCAGCCCCUGACCAGCUACGGGGUGGGCAUCCCUUACGACAAAGUGGACGCUGCCAUUUGGUGGGAACCAACAGGGCACACUUUCUUCUUCCAAGGAGACAGGUACUGGCGCUUCAAUGAGGAGAGCCACACAGUUGACCAAGGCUACCCGCGGAAAAUCAGCGUGUGGUCGGGGGUCCCCCCAAACCCAAAAGGGGUCUUCCUGAGUCCGGAUGCAACCUACACUUAUUUCUACAAAGGCCGAAUGUACUGGAAAUUCGACAACGAGCGGCUGAAAACAGAGCCCGGCUACCCAAAGUCCAUCCUGCGGGAUUUCAUGGGAUGUCACGAGGAAGUGGCUGCCAAUCCUGACCCCGGCCGGAGGUGGCCCGAUUUCAGCAAACCGCCUUUCAAUCCGGACGGCCCUGGACAGGGCAAAGAGGAGGAGGAAAUGGUGGACGUAGAGGAGGAGGAGAUGGACACUCGCCCGGGUGUAAAGGAGGAGGAGGAAGAGGGGGCCAUGGACACGGAAGGGGACUAUGGGGAUGGUGUGGAUGGAAACAAGGAACGGGGCCCCCCUCGCGACGGCCCCAGCGACGUGGACAUUGUGGUGCACAUCAACGACUACCCUUUGACCAUGAGUGUCAUCAUGGUGACGGUGCUACUGGUCCUCCUCCUCUGCAUCAUGGGCCUGGUUUACGUCAUGGUCCAGCUCCAGCGCAAGGGGCCGCCCCGCAUGUUCGUCUAUUGUAAGCGAUCCCUGCAGGAGUGGGUCUGAAGCCUCGGGCGUCCCCUCUGGGCAGGGCGGCCCUCCUUGCUCCCUCCCUCCAUCCAUCCAAGCAGGUGACUGGUCUGUGCUCCUGUUUCCUUGGCCUGAAGGUUGAGCCAGGGGCUACUUGAAGAAGGACCUUCAGAGGGUCUGUUGGGGGGUAAGGUCCAGCCAGCCCUUUCCUCUCCCUGCUUGAAAGCAGACCUCAUGGAUAUUCCUGGAAUAGGAGGUCUAGAUUAUUGUGCAGAAGGUGGGUUUGUGCCUCUCUACCUUCAUGCCUCAGCCAAAGUUGGCUGCCUUAAAGAAGGUCCAGUGUCCCCCCUGCAUCAACGGUGGGGAGGAAAGUAGAGGUAAGUACUCACUGACCUGCCUGUGAGAUCUCUCUUGUCCCCUUCCCAAAAAGGGAUCCUCUCGUCCCCCCAGUUUUGAUGUACGCCUUUCUCAUCUUUGCUACUGAAGUUUAAGCCUAUGGAUUCCUCCCUUCCCCAUUUCCCCGCUGGGAUCUGGUUCACGCUGUGGUUUGCAAGCCUGAGCAAGUGUGUUCUGUCCCCUUUGGAAAAACUGAGCCUUGAGAUGCUCCGGCUGGACUGGGCACAAGGAUCUCUUUUGUCCAUGUUGCACUUAGAGGCCUGAGUUCUCCAAAGCAGGACUCUUGGGUUGCUUAAAAGAUGCAGAUGCUUUAGUCCGUGGUUCCUUUCCUGUUCAAGUGCCAACCGUGAUAGACCUCUGAGGGAAAUAUGCCUUUGUUUGCUUGUUCUGGCAAUGGUCUGGCCAGGUGCCCACGGGAGAGGUCGGAGUGACCGGCAUCCUCAAAAUGCCUUCUCUUUGGGUGGGGGGGAGGCGUCUUCCCCACCCCGUCCCAGUAGCCUUAUUGGUUGCAAAGCAAAAGUUGGAACGCUUUUCUUUUUUUCCUACUGUAAUAACUUGUGAUGCACUACUGCUGGAAUUGCUCAAACUGGGCUUGGAGAUGGGAGAAGAUGGAGUCUCUGCCCAGCUCUCUGCCUCACCUUCCUGGUGUGUGACUACUACUCCUGCUGUCCCUUUCCUACCUCUUCCCAGUCCUGCCAGCCUCUGUCCUCCCCAAACCCCUUGCUGUUAUCUUUCAGAAGCAGACGCCGGUCUGCAGAUUUCCCUGGAUGCUACUUGGGUCUUUUUGCUAUUUGGAAGAGGAUGGGAAAAAAGAAUUAUCACUGACUGGCCUUCAAAAAAUCUCUGCCUGGAGUUGCUAGCCACAGCUGCCUGGAGUUAGUGAUUUAAGCAGCCAGAUGUUACCAAAAUGCCUGACCUCUUUGAGCAGGGAAUAACCACAUUCCCCCAAAAACAAGAAAGGUCACUGGUUGAACAUCUGGGCUUUGGAAGCUGGAGGACUCACUUGCGCCUGGGAUGAGUUUUCCCCGGCAAAUCCUGAGGUUGAGUCCUUGACUGAGAGAUAAUAAUAUUCAGAUUAUGGGAACUGGGCCACUAGCAAAUAAAAUGCACCCCACCCCACCCCAUUCACAAGACAAAUAUGAACCAAAUUUCUCUGCAAUGGCAAAAGAAACCAGUCUCCUGAAUGCAUGGAGGAGUCAGAGAGCCAUCCGUUGUGUUUCUUGUCUCCGGACAGACUUUGUACAUUCCAAAGAGACUGCUUUUCGCUCACAAAAAAACCCCAUGUAGCAUUUAUCACCUGCCACAGCCUCUUCGCCCCACUCCGCAAUUCCCCUCGGCUUUUCUUCCUGCAACAGACAUCCUUCCUGCCUUCCUUGCAACUUGCAAGCUGGGCGAGAUUGUGCCGCACAAGCAAACGUGAGACAGAUUGCAUCGAUUGUGUGACUUCCGAGUGCCUUGGCACAGAGCUUUGGCAGGGUUUUUGCCUCUUGUCUUUUGGCUUGGAUCACCUCUUGGUGAGAGGCGCAGCUAUAAAUCCCGCAUCAAGAGAAGCCGGCUUCUGUAGUAUUUGCAAGAACCACCAGUAGAACAGAUUCUGCUGCUAGUUGUUGCUUAUGGCCUUCCUCUCUCUUUUCACUGGGAUGCCCCUUAGAGAAGCUUUGCUUGCAUAGGGCUGCGAAGCAUGGACUCCUCCAGAUGCUGUUGGACUGCAGUGCCCAUCAGCCCUGGCCAAACAAGCCAGUUGGUGAAGGGUUGUGGCAGCUGUAGACCAGCACCACCUGAAAGGCCAGGUGCUCUCCAUUCCUGUUCUUGUCCAUAAGAUCUUCAGGCUUGAAAACCGUAGUCCUGCAAUCCCAGUCCAAAAGGCUUGCCUUGGCUUUGCAUAAAUGAAUUUCCAGGGCAACUGGGUGGGCUGUAAUCCCUCUUAACAUUUGUAUGUGUUUUUUUAAACAUCCUUUCUGCCACUUGCAGGUAAAGAGUACGUAGCCAUGUUCUGCUCUCGCGAGGAAAGGGUGACAGAGUGCUGAGCCCAUCCUCCCCGUUGGUUCUUAAGCUCCAUUAUCCACAUGGACAGGGCUUGGACCGCCCGUGUCCUUUCCCCACACGAGUGCCAAGGUCUCUCCUUGCAUUCAGGCCCUGUCCUCCUUGAACCUAGUCCUCCAGGUGUUUUGGACUUCAACUUCCAAAAGCCACAGCCAGCUUGGCCAGCAAUCAGGGAUGCUGAGAGUCAGUCCAAAACAUCUGGAGGACCAACGUUUGGGAAUCGCUGCAUGAGUCUGUGCACCUUUUCCUUUGAGGACUGUUUGGAGAUUCUGGGGCAGACCUGGAUGGGUCAAAGGGGGCAGUUGCAUCCAGCCAUAAUCCCUUCACAGGUGCCCAGGAGGAAACACACUGCUUUGGGGUAUUGAUAGCCAGGGCAUCUGCCUCCUUCAGUGUCCUAAUCCUAAAUCUCUCCUCCAGUUCUUCUUCCUUCCUUCCCUAAAUAACCCCUUCUGUGUUUGGUGAUGGGAUUGUUGGAAGGAAAGGAGGAGCAAGGCUUGGCAGGACCCCAAAGCCUCUUAAUGCCACGCAGCCCUGGGUUCACUUGGCGAGGGAUAGAUCUCAGCCAAAUGCUUUUGCUAUCAGACGGUGCCUUCUCUAUGCUGAAUAUGCCAAUGCAUCUGCUAAUGAAAAGACUGGAAGUCAAUUAAUUUUCCCACACUCAAGAGCUGCUAAUAAAUCAGUUUCAUCUUUCACAGGCUGCCAAUAAAACCCCACAUUUGUGCUGACUCUGAAUGUUUCAAAGCCUGGACCUCAUUUCCCCUUCAAUGUGCAUACAGUGUCUGUUUUAAGUUGUGCUUUUAGUAAAUGAAAAUUUCCUGUC